This is a messenger RNA of Peniophora sp. CBMAI 1063, 582 nucleotides long. Lineage: Eukaryota; Fungi; Basidiomycota; Agaricomycetes; Russulales; Peniophoraceae. The record is from the annotation of a GenBank genome assembly.
AUGGAUAAUAAUGUCACGAUUCUACAACAAGCUCUGGAGGACUUGGUCAAAUUGACGCGUCUGUUUGAGGCGCAUCUGAGGCGCUCUACGCCAGACAGUGAUGGGCGCUUUGCGCCUUACCGCUCGCCUCAGGCUGUCGCCACUAGCGCAGACCUGAGCGCAACCAACAAAGUAUCAACCGGCGCCACCCUCACGGGAGGUGCCCAGUCGGACGACGUCGGCGAAACCACAUCGGCGCGCUACAGAGCAGUGCAGAUCGUGACCGCUCCGAUGAUCGUACCGUCGCACACGCAUGCCACUUAUCACUCUGCCAACGCGUCAGGGCGCAAGCGCACGGGAAAGUGGAAGAAUGCGAAGGAGGAGAAGACGUGGGCCGUGAUCAGCUCGACCUCGAUGGACGACAUGGCGUUCAACACGGACAACAACUCUCACGAGUGCAGCUUCGUGCCGUCGACAGUCCAUGAGAAUGGCAGUGUCACCGUGUCCGCGCCAUGCGAGAUGACGUUCGAUGACAAGACACAACGCGAUCGGAUGAUGGGUGCGGCGCUUGGAAUGUCACCGCAUGUCUCAGUAGGGAGGUAG